AUGGACUACUUGAAGGAACUAGAAUGCAAAAGUGUCCAUGAUUGUUAUCACCAGAUGAAGAUGGAUAAAAUGGCAAGUCCUAUAAAGUUUCCGGGACCAGUUAUAGUGGGUGCUGGUCCCUCAGGGCUAGCUGCAGCUGCUUGCCUUAAACAGAAAGGUAUCCCAAGCCUCAUCCUUGAAAGAGAAGACUGUUUAGCUUCAUUGUGGCAGUUAAAGACUUAUGAUCGCCUUAGGCUUCAUCUUCCAAAGCAAUUCUGUGAGCUACCUCUCAUGCCAUUUCCCAAAAACUUUCCUUUAUAUCCAACCAAACAGCAAUUUUUGGCCUACCUUGAGGUUUAUGCUGAUCACUUUGAUAUAAAACCAGCUUUUGGAAAGACUGUGGUCAGUGCUGAAUAUGAUCAUGUAAGUAAGCGUUGGAGGGUGAAGAGUGAAGCGCCUAAAAAAGAGGAGACAACAGAAUAUGUUUGCCAAUGGCUUAUAGUAGCUACUGGAGAGAAUGCUGAGGAAGUAGAGCCUCAAAUUGAAGGGAUUAAAGAAUUUAAAGGGCCUAUUGUACAUACUAGCAAGUACACGAGUGGAAAAAGGUUUUCUGGGAUGAAUGUUUUGGUGGUGGGAUGUGGGAACUCAGGCAUGGAGGUUUGUUUGGAUCUCUGCAACCAUAAUGCUCGCCCAUCCCUAGUGGUUAGAGAUACGGUGCAUAUCUUGCCACAGCAAAUGUUUGGGAAAUCGACUUUUGGAUUAUCCAUGUGCUUGCUUAAGUGGUUCCCAAUACGUUUUGUGGAUCAACUUUUAAUUCUAAUGUCACAUCUCAUGCUUGGAGACACAGCACAAUUUGGCCUUCGUCGUCCCAAACUUGGGCCUCUAGAACUCAAGAAUUUGUACGGCAAGACACCUGUUUUGGAUGUUGGGACACUAGCUCAGAUCAAAAAUGGAAAAAUUAAGGUUUGCCGGGGAAUUAAACGAGUAGCACACAAUGCCGUGGAGUUUGUUGAUGGAAAAGUAGAUAACUUUGGUGCCAUCAUUCUAGCGACUGGUUACAAAAGCAAUGUACCCUCUUGGUUAAAGGGCACUGACAUGUUUAGUGAGAAAGAUGGGUUGCCCCGAAAACCAUUCCCAAAUGGAUGGAAGGGUGAAAAUGGACUCUAUGCCGUGGGUUUCACUAAACGUGGUCUGCUUGGUGCAUCAAUUGAUGCAAAGAGGAUUGCUGAAGAUAUUGAACUUAGCUGGAAAGCUGUUGAGGCCACGCAUGUUUUGCAGUUCCCUUGUCCACUUGCGUGAUGUGGGAAAAGAUGCAAAAAAAAAAAAAAAUUAGGAUUAGAAAAAGAGGAUGGCCUGGCCUCUUGGUGGUGCCUUUAAUUUGACACAAUGUUGUGUACCAACAAUCUCUCUACCAUUUGAGUACAGCAUC
This is a messenger RNA of Abrus precatorius (Indian licorice), 1408 nucleotides long. RefSeq names its product indole-3-pyruvate monooxygenase YUCCA2-like. Gene Ontology annotation, biological process: auxin biosynthetic process. NCBI's taxonomy places the organism in Eukaryota, Viridiplantae, Streptophyta, Magnoliopsida, Fabales, Fabaceae. The transcript has 4 exons. Gene Ontology annotation, molecular function: flavin adenine dinucleotide binding; N,N-dimethylaniline monooxygenase activity; NADP binding. The record is from RefSeq and is a predicted model, not a curated record. Bases 1 to 1278 code for a protein of 425 amino acids.